Drosophila arizonae is the source of this 801-nucleotide messenger RNA. It is a transcript of the gene bai, whose product is annotated as Transmembrane emp24 domain-containing protein bai. The record is from RefSeq and is a predicted model, not a curated record. NCBI's taxonomy places the organism in Eukaryota, Metazoa, Arthropoda, Insecta, Diptera, Drosophilidae.
UUUUGCCAUCCCUUGGCCAACUCAUCUUUGCAGCAAUUGUCAAAUUCUGCUGUUCUGUGUAUUAAAAAUCGCAAAAAUGAUUAAAUCAACUCUUGCUAUUCUUACAAUCUUAGGAUGUAUUUGGCCCCUUCAUAGCGUCAUGUUUCACUUGCCACCAAACACACAGAAAUGUCUUAAGGAAGAUAUACAAGCAAACCAAUUGGUAAUGGGCGAAUACGAAGUCUCAGAUGUUCCCGGCCAAGUUAUAGACUAUAUUGCACGCGACACCAAGGGUCACAUAUUGUCACAAAAAGAACACAUUACCAAAGGAAAAUUCAGCUUUAUGUCUGAAGUGUAUGACGCGUACGAAAUUUGCUUCAUUUCAAAAGUGCCACCACAUCAACGAGGAAUUAGCCAAGAAGUCUCUCUAGUUACUAAAAAGGGUGUUGAAACUAAAAGCUAUGAAGGCAUUGGCGAAGCAUCCAAACUGAAGCCGCUUGAGGUGGACCUAAAGCGCCUAGAAGAUCUUUCUGAUUCCAUUGUACGUGAUUUUGCUCUAAUGCGCAAACGAGAAGAGGAAAUGCGGGACACAAAUGAAAAAACUAAUAGCAGAGUUUUGUUCUUCAGCAUAUUCAGUAUGUGCUGUCUACUUGGCUUGGCAACAUGGCAAGUCCUAUACCUUCGCAGAUAUUUCAAGGCAAAAAAACUCAUCGAAUAGUGUUUAAAUUCUUAUUCCGAGACGUUACGUACAUUUCGCAGAGCCUGAGCUUCAACACCAACCUUCUCAUCUUUUCCCUUAAAAAUAAAAUGUAACAAAUUAAA